AAUAAAUUCUCGUGAAUAAAAGUGGAGGAGAAAUUCGAAAAAUAAUCAGAAUAGCUUUCGAGGAGAGAGACCACAAAAAAAGAAGCCCUAAUUUCUUAACACAGUUCUCUGCAACUCUAAGAAGAGGACAGAUCUACAGAUACAAUCUGAAGAGAUUGGAUCAAAUAGAUAGAUUUUCUUAGUUAGUGUACCUGAAUUGGAUUUCAAACUUCGAAAAACAGCAAACCAGAACAAGAACAAAAACCCUAUUUGUAUAUCAGUGUGUUCUGAAGAAAUCAGAAGAAGAAGAGAAGAAUUGGACGAAUGAAUUACAGAUUUGAAAUAACAAGUUGUGUUGUCUUGUUAAAUCGAAACUAAAGGAUUUGUUUUGCUGAAAUUUGAAACGACAAAAAAAAAAAAAAAAAAAAAAAUCCUGAAAGUGAAAGUAUGGAGAGAUCUAGGGCGAAGAGGACUUACUAUUAUGAACAAGAUUAUGAUACUCAAAAUUUUCCUAGAACUAAACCUCGUUUUCACCAUCACAAUAAUCACCAUUUCAACAACAAUAAUCAUAGACGUGGAGGAGGAGGAGGAGGAGGUGGAGGUGUAGGCGGUGGUGGAAGAUUACCAAAAAGUCAGGAUGCUGCUAGUGGAAUGACUAGUUUUCGAAUUUUAUGCCAUGAUAUGAGAGCUGGUGGUGUAAUUGGGAAAUCUGGUAAUGUAAUCAAAGCAAUUAGACAGGAAACUGGAGCUUGGAUUAAUGUUCAUCCAUUAUUACCAGGUGAUGAAGAAAGGAUUAUUGAGAUUGCCGAAGCUAAACGUAGGGAUCCCGAUGGAAGGAUUCCAGCAUUUUCCCCAGCUACAGAAGCUUUAAUGAUGAUCUUUGAAAGGAUGAUUGAGAGUGAUGGUGGUGGAGUGGGGUUUCAGUUUGAUGCUGGAAUUGACGAUGGUGAUGAUUUUGGUCCUAGAGGUGGCAAUGGUGGAUUAAGAGUUGCAACUAGACUUGUUGUCGCUAGACCAAAUGUAGGAAGUUUGUUGGGGAAAGGUGGGAGAAUUAUUGAACAAAUGAGGAUUGAAACAAAAACCCAGAUAAGGAUUCUUCCUAGAGACCAUACUUUGCCUAGCUGUGUAUCAAUGUCAGAGGAAAUUGUUCAGGUGAUUGGUGAUGUUAAUAAUGUCAGAAGAGCUGUUACGAUUAUUUCAGCACGCUUGAGAGAGAGCCAGCUUCGUGACCGCAGUCAAUUUAAUGGGCGAGUGCCGGAUCAGUUUUUAGCUCCUGAUGAUGAGUUUGUUCCUCAGUUGAACCCUGCAUCGCGUAGAUCAUCGAUGGAUGCCCCCCCUAUUGGACAGCGAUUUUCUUCUGGACAAAACAAUGUUCGGAGCAAUGCACAUCUCUCACGUCAGCCUGGCUUUGCAUUAGAAUCUGAAGCUUCUCCGAUGGACGAUCAUGUGCAGUCCUUACCUAGAGAGGACCUUGUCUUUCAAAUAUGUUGCCCUAAUGACAAGUUGGACAGAAUUAUGGGAGAGAACGGGCUUAUAGAAAUACUACGAGGCGAUAUUGGUGUGGAUGUCAGGGCUACUGAUGCAGUACCAGGAUCUGAUGAAAGGAUAAUUAUUAUUUCCUCUGAUGAGGGUCCUGAUGAUGAGCUGUUUCCAGCUCAAGAAGCUUUGCUGCAUAUCCAGAGUCAGAUUGUAGAUCUUAUUCCAGACACAGAUAAUAAUAUUACGACAAGGUUACUUGUGGCAUCCAGUGAAAUCGGUUGCUUAGAGGGAGAAGAUGGAUCUCUAUCCGAUUUGGAAAAAUUGACUGGCACAAAUUUAAAGAUUCUUCCGCGAGAGGACCUCCCAUUGGGGACACCUGGGGCAGUUGAGCUUGUACAGGUUGUAGGUGAGAUAAAAGCAGCUAGAGAUGCUCUUGUCGAGAUAACAUCAAGGUUACGAAAUUGCUUAUACCGGGAGACUUACCUUCCAAAGGCUUUGCCACCACCACCUAUAUCCACGUCUGUUUCUGGAAGCCUGUCAAUGGCGGAGGUUGGUUCUCCCAAUGGAGUUGCUGUAUGUGAAGGUUUUCAUGGAAGGAAUGCUCCAGGUGCAGGGCUUCCGACUUUGCAGAGUGCACCAGCUGUGUGGCCCUCAAAGGAUGCUGUGGCAUCUGGUGGGGCAGUAGAAAGAAAGGUAACUGAUGCUCAAGAAGAAGCACCGGUUAACUCGAACAGAUAUUCUUUGCCACUUGUCACCAGGAGUACAUUGGAAGUAGUCAUACCAGAGCACGCAAUCUCUAAGCUCACGAUGAGAUCAGGCAACAGGCUUGCUCAGAUCAGUGAGUUGUCAGGAGCUAGUGUUAAACUUGUGGAAGAUGAAACCGAAACUGAAAAGGUCAUUCGAAUAUCUGGUACACCGGAGCAGGCUGAGAGAGCUCAAAGCUUGCUCCAUGGGUUUAUUUUGAGCACGCAAGAAGACACUCCAUCAAGCUAGUGGGAGCCGUACGAAAACAAGGUAACAAAUGGGUUGUUUAGCGGAAGAUGGCCGAACACCUCGGUGCAAAUACCAGGUGAUUAUCGAGUCUUAGUCCCCUUGUAUGAUGAUGAAUAGGUAUGUGUUAUUUAUAUCUAUAUGCUUGUAUCGUAGUUCCAAGAAUAUAAUGCCCAAAGUGUAAAAGUUUCAUUGUAAUCAUAUUUCUGAGCAAGCUCUUUGUAUGGCAUUCUUUGAUUUCAGAAUCCGUUAUCCUUCUUGGAUGCUUAUGUUACUACAACAGUUGAUUAGUCGGGGAUGUACAUUUUAACCUUCUUUUCUGAAAUAGGUCCCAACUGAUUUUGCUUCU
Molecule: messenger RNA, 2797 nt
Organism: Papaver somniferum (opium poppy)
Lineage: Eukaryota; Viridiplantae; Streptophyta; Magnoliopsida; Ranunculales; Papaveraceae
Product: RNA-binding KH domain-containing protein RCF3-like
Exons: 8
Coding region: 427-2451 (674 amino acids)
Biological process (GO): regulation of gene expression
Cellular component (GO): cytoplasm; nucleus
Molecular function (GO): mRNA binding
Source: RefSeq, a predicted model, not a curated record